GUGGUAUCUUUCUUCUUUUUCUGAGAAGUGACGAAGGAAACGUUUUCCGCCGGAGGGUUUAGUCUCUAUGGAAAAACUAUUCACUAAGUUUCCGCUCAAGGUUAAAGAUCAUGUUGUCAGUUGAAGAGGCACUGUGGAAGCUUACAAACGCUACAGGGUUUGAAGAGUUGAAGACAGUUAAUCUCCAUAGUAUUCAUGUGAAUAAACUUCACACAAUAGCCAGGUCGUUGAGUGUUGCUCCAUUUGCUGGUUGAUCUGAAGGAGACAAUAAAGUUUUCUUGUUUGUGACCUGCCAAAGUUGUAGGCUAAUGAAAUAUAAUGAUAAAGCUAUUUAGGGCAAAAAAAAUUGCUGAGCAGAAGUUACUUGAGAAUGACAUUGCUGGAGCUCAAAAAAUUUUCAUUGAAGGCUCAAAAUCGUUUUCCAGGUCUUGAUGGUCUUUUUCAGUUCCUGGAGGUGGUGGCUGUUUAUGUUUCUCAUGAGAAGAAAACUUAUGGUGAAGUAGAUAUAUACAGUGUUCUUUCUCUCGGGCUCUCAGCUGAUGAUGAAACAAUAAGGAAACACUACAGAAGGCUGGCUCUAGCUUCUCCUUGAUAAAAAUAAAUCCGUUGGGGGGCAGAUGGGGCAUUUAAGAUUAUAUCUGAAGCAUGGAGUUUGUUGUAUGAUAGACCAAAAGAAUGAUGGAUGACAAUAGGCAUGUUACGAGGAAUGCAUCCAUGCAAGGCAAUCGGCACGAAUUUCAUAAUUUCUCCAUGAACCGAGCAAGUGCAAGAAACUCAACAAAUGCUAAUUUCCAGCCCGCUCCCAAACAUCAAAAGUAGAGACAUUCUGGACAUCUUGCAAUACAUGCCAGAUGCCUAAUGAAUACUUAAAUUUUCACCUAAACAAAAGUAUUAUGUGCCCCAAAUGUCACCGGCCCUUUAGGGCAAGGGAGGUAGGUGUUCCCGUGAAAAUUGAAGCUGCUUCUUUUUCGUGGUCUUCCCCUCCAGCAGCAGCAGGGUACAAACUAUCUUGCUGCCAAUGGAUUUUCUGUUUCAGGUGUAAAGAACCCUACAGCUUCAAAUUCAGUACAGUACAAUCUGGUUAUUCUGUCUUUGGCUCAACAGUUAGAGCAAACAUUCAGUAGGAUCAAGUUUUUAAGAAGAGCGAUGCAAACAGUGUGCAUGCCACUACAGCUGGGAAAUCUGCACACUCGGCCAGCCAGUUGGUGGAAACUUGAAGAGAGCUAAUGCAGAAGCAGCUCUGAGUGCCAGGAGACUUUUCUGAAGAAAAACAAUUUGUUCAUGAAAAACUGAUGCUGGUGUUUUCCUGAUUAGUUUCCACUUGUUCAGAAGCUGAUAGGCUAAUAUAAAAGAGAUGCAUAAGAUGAGUUGAAGUCAAAAUUUCAAAGAGAAGGAAUGGUAAAUGAAUUGACUGCAAAAGGUGAAUCUAGUAGCCAAGAAAACAUACAUGGAAAUGAAAAAGGUGUUUUGAGAGCAGAGAAUGCUACCAUUGUGGUAAGUAACAAGCCCAGGAGUUCAGGGGAGUUGUCCAAUUCAGGAAUUCACAGUAUGCUGGUGAGAAAAGCUAGGAUGGAGAUCACCAAGAAGCUUAAAGAAUGGAGCACAAAUGCUACUUCUCAAACUUCAUCUGAGAAGGAAAAAGAAGAAGCAAAUUGCUCGUGAAGUUAUCAUAAAUGAUCUGAGAAGGGAUAAAACUGCUCAUGAUGCUAGGGUGGAUCCAAAAUAUCAUGCGAGCAGAAAAAGUGGUAGGUCUUUGGUGCUCUGUUUGAUUUUAAACCAGAAGCUACGUCAAUGACUGUUCCAGAUCCUGACUUCCAUAAUUUCGACAAGGAUAGAAUGGAAAAAUCUUUUGAUGAGAAUCAAGUCUUGGUUGCUUAUGAUAAUGAUGAUGGCAUGCCACACUAUUAUGAACUGAUUCGCGAUAUGAUAUCUAAAAUCCAUUCAAAGUGCAAUUCUGCUGGUUGAACUCCAAAAACAACUCAGAACUCUUCCCAAUCAAUUGGGUUGGUUCUGGCUUCCUCAAGACCAGUAGAGAUUUCAGGAUAGGCAAGCAAGAAAUAAAUAAGAUGCUUAAUUCUUUUUCCCACUAGGUCAAGUGGGUGAAAGGGGCUGGUGGUGUUAUCCAAAUUUUCUCCAGAAAGGGGCAUGUUUGGGGUCUGUACAUGCAUUGGUCUCCUAAAUGGAAUGUGCUAACUUUAAAUGAUAUGAUACACAACUAUGAUAUGGUGGAAAUGCUUGGCAAUUGCACUGAGAAGGAAGGUGUCACUGUUUUUUCAUUAGUCAAAGUAGCUGCUUCAGGAUCUAACAACCAGUGGGAGCAUUUGGAGCUUCUUGACCUUUGAGCAAAUAUGAAGAGACCUCAUAAGAAAGUGAAGCAUCUCUUCCCUUGGAUUUCAUGAGUGUUAUCUAACAACCCAUAUUGACAUUUAUAAAUAUUUCUUUUACUUUUUCAUAGUUUUAUCUUUUAACAUAUUAUUUCUAAGUGUGACUUAGAAUUUUGUAUGAUCCUAUAUAAGUCAUAGUCCAUGUAUAUUAGUAACUCUAAUAGUCUAGAAAGUAGUUCUCGUGCAUAGCCUAAAGCCAAUUAUGAUCUUUAAAGAUUAAAAGUAGUUUUUUUUUGUUUACCACUCGGUGUCUGGAGGCCGCAUUAUAUCUUCGACUAAAUCUAGAUUGUGCAUUGCCGGACUAUUCAGGGUUGGCGCUCUCAAUAUGAUUUUCUCUAGAGCCAAGGCUUGAACCCGAGACUUCUGAUUAAGGGUGGAGCAAAAAUGAAGUUGUAAUUGUUUUAAGGAGAUGUGAUUAUUUAAUACAUUGCAUGUUAGUUACGUUAUUGCAAAAGUAAUUUAUUCUAUAGAUGAAAUUUGUCAUAUUUGUAGAAUGGAACCUGAAACCUUAGAGCACAUUUUUCAUUUGUAUGUCAUGUAAAAGAUGAGACCGACAUUUAGGCCGAAUUUGCAUGGUAUCUUAUAUUUUGUUGCUUGAUGGAAAAAAUAGUUUUGGAAGUUAGUUUUUAUUUCUGAUGUAACUGGCAGUACAUAUCUACUUUAUGGAUGAUGUGAAAGGUAGAACAACAACAACAUAUCCCACAAGUGUGGAUGUGAAAGGCUAAUAAUAAAUAUAUUUUUAAUUCAGUUCUAUGCAGUGAAGGUGAUGUAAUAUCCAAAGCCUUAUUUGAUUUGACGAAUUUAUAACUAGGUGAAUAAUGUUAAAUGUUAUUCAAGAUGUUGUUGUUAAUGUUAAUUUACUAUUUUUUUAUCCAAAGUUGUGGUGCUUUGUGUUGGUACAGGUUUGGAUAAAAAGGUUCACAAGAGAGUAUUAUAAUGGUAGCCUUGAAGGCUAAUGGUGGUAGUCCAAUUCAUUUUCUUGGAUAAUAACUUGAGUGUUGUCAAUAACAAAAACAAUUCAAAUGGCUGCUAAUUAUGACUGCAAAAAUAUAAGUAUUUUGUUAUAUUCGUCAACAAUGAUUCAAAUUUGUCAGCUGAGACUAAGUUGAGGUGUUUUAGAUGUGCACUCUCAAAGUUGGAGUGCGUACUUGUUAACUGAAGCCAAGUUUGAGUGCUUGUUUAUAUAUUAUGCCUUUGAUUAAUGCAUAUUAUGUUUCUCAGUAGAAAAGGUGAUUUUAUUAAUUGCUUUGAAUAAUUUAUAUACAAUCUUGAGACAUUUUUAAAAAAAUUGUGGAUCGUAUUGAGUGUGCCACGAUUUACAACAUAGAGAUUGUUGGAAUCCUACUAAUAUUGAUUCAUGAUAUACAAUGCGCCUGUACAUGGACAAAUAAAAGGAAUAAAAAGGCUGCGUAUCGGACAAAUAAAAGAAAUAAAAAGCUCGUGUUUUGAACAGUGCAACAAUUCUCCUAUUUAAGGGUUUUGAUUGCCCUCACCCUGGUGUUUCCUCUGUUUCAGAAGGAUUUAAGAGUUGUUGGGGAAGCAUACUUUGUAUACGGAGGAGAUGGAAUCGGCGAAUGUAGCAUGUGAUAAGUGCAAGAAGGACUGCCUGUUGAUACAUAGAAAGAGGGUUCCUUCUUUCUAUAAAGCAAUGACUGACAAAAGUUGCUUCCAAGUUCUGAUUGUACCCCCAAACUUUGCUCGAUCAGCUUCACACCUGGUCGAUAAGGUAACGCUUGUAAAGGAUGCAAGUGGAUUGCGAUGGCCGGUAACAGUGUGUGACUAUCAGGGUCUAUUGGCUAUCCAACAGGGGUGGCCGGAAUUUGCAUCAAAGCAUGAUCUGGUUGUCGGAGACCACUUGGUUUUCCAUUAUACUCAGCGUCAGCACUUCACGGUUCAAAUAUUUGAUAUGAAUGGUUAUGAAAAGAUCAUUUUCUGCUGUGACACUGACAAGGGUGAAAAAAGAGCAGCGACUCGUGUGGAAGAAACUACCCGGGCUGGAGAUGCUCAAUUUGAUCAAGACGGCAGGUUGUGCUUGCAUCAGUCACGUUUUGAAAUGCCAGCAAGCAAACCUCCUGCAGAAGGACUGUUGCCACUGCGUGAGGAUGGAAUCAAGGCAACUGGUAUGGUUAGUAGACCAGCUGAGGAUAUUUUGUUGCUGGGUCCAAAAGAUAAAAAAUGCAAAAAAGCAUCUCAAUUUGAUUCAGGAGAGGAGGAAGCAAAUGGUAAUGGAAAAGUCAACAAAAGUGAGUCUGCUGGUUUAGGAGACACACCAUCCUUUCCUGCAAACAACUAUUCAUCUUUGGUGGAAAUCUAUGGUCCAGAUUUUCUGGAACUACCAGGAUCCUGGCGAGAUUUGUUGCAAAGGCCAACGCGAGAAAGGUGGAUUAUUUUUCUCAGAGGACCAGACAAAAGAAUCUGGCCUACCUAUUAUACUAGUCUCUUGCCUCCCUAUUAUUCUAGAAGGCCAAGUGUUGAUGUUUUGAGUCGUGGAUGGAAGGAAGUUGCUGCAGCUUAUGGCAUGAAUGCCAAAGAUCAUUGUCUUUUUGAACUUGCAGAUAAGCAGAACCGUAUAUUUGAUAUACGCAAAAUCUGAAAGUGCUGAAGUAAGAUUCCAAAUGAACUACUUGGAGUCAAUUACCUUAAGGGAAAUGAUGUCAGUUUUGAACAACAUUCAAGUGUUGCUUUGUUGGGUCAUAUAUUUUGUACUGUCAUUUUGAAGUUGUGCUCAGUAUUUUUAGACUAAUUCCUUCAUAAUCUGGUUGUUACAUGUCUGUUUAACUUUGUUUUCUGAGAUCCAAUUGCUAAGAACCAUGAAUUGCUCG
This is a messenger RNA of Solanum lycopersicum (tomato), 5206 nucleotides long. Lineage: Eukaryota; Viridiplantae; Streptophyta; Magnoliopsida; Solanales; Solanaceae. The record is from RefSeq and is a predicted model, not a curated record.